AGGGCUGAGCACGGCCAGCGGCCAGCAUUCAGGCAGUGGCGCUCCGAGGAGGCACAGCCGGCCCGCGUGGUGAGCCCAACCGGCCCCGAGGCGCCUGCCCUGCUCUCCCGUCGCCUCCGAUCCCCGGAUCUCCCUGACACUGGAGUGGAGAACGGCCCGGCGGCGCCGCUUGCAUCCUGUCGCGAAACGCCGCGGCCCGGCAGAGCGCUGUGUUCCCGGACCCCUGCCCCUCGACACGGGCUAGGAGCGGCCGAGCGAGGAUCCGGCAAGGCGGUCCCGGCACCAUGGAGGUUGCGUGGCCCCUUGCGGUGCUGCUGCUGGCGGCUUCGAGCGCCGUGGUGAUGGGAGCAGGCCCAGUGACUUCGGACUGCAUCCUCGAGCCUGUCGGGAAGGAUCAGAGUGUCAAAGUGUUGUACACAACCAGCAGGGUGGCAAGCGGCUGCAUUAGCCGCGGCCCCGCAGAAGCCGGCCAGGAAGUCCAUGUUCUCUUCGUAAACUUCAGCAACCAAGUCAAGGUACCCAGGGUCCAGUUCAGUGUGAAUAUGACAGAACUUAAAGGAAACCGGGAAACCAUCUUCGUGGUGAAUUCUAACACUCCCUUUUAUGAAGUCAGUAUGGACUGCCAACAGAAGCUUUGCCAACUCACCAUCAUUUCUACCCGUACCUUGAACUUGCUUGCCGGGCCCAACAUAAAAAGGAACACAACCAACCUGCCUUUGUCCGGGAGGGAGCUUCUCAGCUGGGCCAAAGCAACGUUCGGGAGGGUCUCUUCCUUCGCCGAGUUGGAAAACCCCCAGUGGAUCCACUUCCAAGUGGGCAGAGAGACCAGCACGGCUGAGAAUUGUAUCCCUGAGAAAAAUUUCAAUGCUGAGCAGUACCUGGAGGCCGAGAUCCUCUCCCACAACACGGAGAGCUUCCUGCGGUCCGACAGGCGUUCCCAGAAAGAGGCCCAUAUUGUGUGGCUUCAGGACAACAGCACGCUGACGGUGGACCUAAACUUCAAGGCGCCGUGCAGUACUGGAGGAUCAGCACAGCAAUUACUGAUCAUUAAAAGUCACGACGGUCUGGUUUGGAACUUGAAGGAGAUGCCUGCAUUUGGGAAUUUAAUGAUAUCUGGCAAAUACAAAAUGAAGAUCUUUCCCAACAAUUUGAUUAACGGUUCUGUAAUGCCGGACACCAAGGAGGAGCUGAUCCAAGUAGCUUGCAACAACUCCGCCUUCAUUGCUUCUUACACGGAAAUCCCGUCCGCCAAAAGCAUCACUCUUGAGUCCGUCAGGACCUGUGGAGAACCGAGGAUCACGACGACGGCCGAGACGCAAUCCAAGCAGAAGGGCAUGACAAGCAUCAUCCAGACCCUGAUAAACAAUCGCAAAUCCUGGCAGUGCUUCCCAAGCGGCAUCACGGUGGCCUUGCUCAAGAAUGACCAGCACGUGCCAGAUAUCAUCACAGAAGUCACGCUGCAAGACCCCAGCUGCAAGGCAACGGAGAACAAGACGCAUCUAGUCCUGCAAAGCCAAUUGGAAGGUUGCUUGACUCAGCUGGAAGGGGACACCUUUGCGCACAACGAGCUGGUCGUUACUCUCUCUAUGCAACAGGAGAAAGUUAAGGUGCCCUUCAAAUGUGCCAUCCAGGAGAAGGUCUCUCUCCAGCUUUAUCGCACGCCGGACUUCAGGGUGCCUUCCACCACGGUCGAGGUCAACAAGGCGACCUACGUUCAGGUCUCCGUCUGGACAAUGGAUCAGAAAGCUCUUCUGGCAAUAGACCAGUGUUUCCUCAAUACCCCCGAGAAAGAUUCCUUACCGCUGCAGACCCAAAGCCUUCUGCCACGUUAUUCCGCAGGCCCCGUGAACGUUGCCAGCCCAAAGAUCUAUCGCUCCAGUUUCACCUACAAGGCCAAAGAGCCGCAAGCAUCUCUGCUCAGUACGCUCACCUGCAAGGUCACUCUGGGCAACUCGUCUCAUCACCGAACUUACAACAGCUCCUUGGAGGUUUUGCUCAAGUAUGAAAAUGCUUCUUCGCCUAAUCAAGGCCUGAGCAUCGGCACUGUCCUGGGGAUAACAUUUGGCGCCUUUUUGAUCGGUGUUCUGCUCACCGCCACUCUAUGGUACAUCUACUCCCACACCCGUCCGAUGGCCAAAAUGCAGCCCGUGUCGGCCAACCCGCCUGCCUCGGAGAGCAGCAGCACCAACCACAGCAUCGGAAGCACCCAGAGCACGCCAUGUUCCACCAGCAGCAUGGCAUAGCGAGCCCGGUGGGGGACGCCGCCGUGCGGACGCUGUCCGAGCUGCAGACGGUCUGAGCCCCCCAGCCGGGCACGGGAACGUCCCGAAAGCAAGAGGCUAAACAGCAGCAGCGGCGGGGCCUCCUGGGAGCCCUGGUUCUCGGAGGCAUGGCUGUUCCCAGCCAGCACUUUAAAGACGACCCCCUGGACGAGGCCACAAUCCCCAGAACCCCGUCCGCGACUCGAGCAUCCGUUCAUCCCGCUUGCUCCUCCUGCACGACGAGGGAGCCCGGUGCGGUCCCGUGGGGGAAAAGAGCCCUUGUCUAGCCGGGACUGGGAAGCGUGAUCUGCAACGAGCAGGCAGAGAAUCCAAACACAGCACACCUUUCCGGCUUUUAGAGUCAGUCUCUUGUUGAGACCUCUCUGGGGGGCGGAGAGCUGUGGGCACCAUCGGCCUGGGUUUGGGGGCCGCCCCUUCCAACAGCACCCGUGAGUCAAGGGCAAGUUGCUUCCGGAGAGAGGGCCAGCUUUGGAGCAGGGCCAGGAGGAGGCCACCUCGGCUGGUCUUCCAUGGCUUGUGCCACCGUCCUCAGCCUGGCGCCUCCCAUUGUGGGGCACUUCUGGCCAUGGCGGCCGAGAAUCAUGGGGAUGCCAGUCCAACACAGCUGGGGGCACCUGGUUGCAGGACCUUGGUCUGCACCACAAUUAUGGGAAGCCUGAAGCAUCCACUCUGUCCUACAGGAAUCGGGUUCAUUUCCCUCCUUGCUGCCUCCAAUUUUGCAGCAUCACCACCAGAAAGUGUAGAAAUGUCCGGGGGGGGGGGGGGGUCAGGCCACAUGGCAGGGCUGGUGUCAUUGUUCCAGCGCCAAGGACGUGACGUUUCCACCAGUCCCGUCCCAACCGUGCCUUUGUCCUGGUGGGGAACUGGACCAUCAAGGUCGGUCUGGGGUUGAAUUUGCCCCCGUGUCUUGGAGCACAGCAGUUCCCUUCGCCCGGCAGCAGGCAGCAAACCCCAACCCGGACCUGUCCAUUCAAGAACAAGGUGGCUAAAAGAGCACAGCAUCUUAGAUCCUAAAGGCAUGGGAGACCCGAGAGGGAGGGGGCAGCAAGGGGGACCCGGACGUGGGUGGCAUCUUCCUCCUCGGAACGGCUCUGCCCUCAGGUCCCGACCAGUCCGUGCUGUGCUAGAAGGGCUCUUUGCUCUGGAGUCCUGUUGCGAUUUGGGCUGGUGGCAGAGCAUCCCGGGGCUUUGCUCCUCCGGCGCCAGCAGCUGGUUCGGGUCUCCGCAAGCAGCAGCGUCUGUGCCAUGCCACACGCAAGAAUCCCUUGGAAAGGAUGCACCCAGCUGAGCUCCCCUGCUCCCGGGCACUGGAUGAGCGGAGGACGCCCAGUGCGCAAACACAGGCAGCCGGGGGGACCUGGGAGUCUCCCCGGCCCUCGCAGGGCCCGACCGUGUCUUCCUGGACUGCGGUGCAGAGGGAGAUGGCUGAGACACUCUCCGCCGGAGGUUGCUCUGGCUUGUCUCGGGCUAGAUAAGGCCAGCCGAAGACAGGCGGUCUGGCUUCGCUCCUGGGUCGAGGGGAGCUGCGAAAGACAGGGCAGGAAUUUUCCCUCGUCCUAGGAGAUUGCCCUUCUGCUUGGGUUGCCAAACAAGCACAUCUGUGCUCAGUCACUGUAUUCCCAACACACACCCCCACCCAGAGCUGUGAUUGCUGCACUAGACUGCACCUCCAAAGCACAUCUCAUGUCUCCCAGAUGCUGCACUCCUCUACCACCUCUGCAGCCAGCCAGCCAUGUCACCUGAAACAUGUCGGGGGGGGGGGGGAGUAGAGUGUGUUCAACAAUUGUGGGUCCUGGCAAGUCCCGAAGAAAGAAAGACCCCCAAAUAAUCAAGAAGGGCAUAUCAAGAUUAUCUCCCCAAAUGCAGCCGCUCUCCUUGAAGCACAAGCUGCUGCUGAUCUUCUUUAGCUUGACAAAACGGGGCACGAAAAGCGAGCCACUUCCCCCAAACACCUGGAAAAGAUGGGCGCGAACAGCUUUCGACGCUGCCGGUGACGGAGGCUGCCAAAACGGGGAGGAAGGCCGUUCCACGCGCUGCCCGACCAAGGGCAGGGAGCUGGGGCCGAUUCUGUUUGAAGUAUUAUUACUGUAUGUAUAUAGCUAUACAUAGAAUAUAUUUUGUAUCUGGGCAUACAGGGAAUUAACACGGCAUCAAUCUGC
Varanus komodoensis (Komodo dragon) is the source of this 4441-nucleotide messenger RNA. It is a transcript of the gene ENG, whose product is annotated as endoglin. NCBI's taxonomy places the organism in Eukaryota, Metazoa, Chordata, Lepidosauria, Squamata, Varanidae. The coding region runs from base 285 to 2243 and encodes 652 amino acids. The record is from RefSeq and is a predicted model, not a curated record. The transcript has 15 exons. Gene Ontology annotation, biological process: vasculogenesis.